CACCUCAAUUGAAGGGAGUCUUUCAGCUGAAGUGGUAGAUUCACUGGUAGCAGUUGUAGAUAAUCCCUCUUCUAGGUGAAGACAAGGCCCAGAAACUGACUACCACCUGCUAGUUUGGUAUUCAGCACAUCAAAACUAUGAAUAAAAGAACAUUUGUAAUGUACCUGGAAAUUGGUUCCUUUGUGACCUGUGUGAUUGGGUGGAUCUUGGUUUGUUCCACCUUGCCGAUGGAAUACUGGACAUUUUCAGAGGUUGCAUCUACAGUCCUUACUACUAAUUACUUCCACUCCAACCUGUGGAAAGACUGUACCACUGAUUCAACCGGGAUGAUUGACUGCAAGGUUUUUCCAACAUUGCUUGCUUUGCAACCUUAUAUCCAUUUGAGUCGAGCUUUAAUUAUCAUCGCUAUACUACUGGGAUUAUUUGGAGCCAUUCUAGCCCUGAUUGGGAUGAAGUGCACCAAACUCGGGGGGUCAGAAAUCACAAAUGCAAAAGUUACCUUUGCUGCAGGGAUUAAUUAUCUCACAUCAGGUUUUUGUUCCAUUUUAGCUUACAGCUGCUAUGGACACAGGGUUGUUUCAGAGUUUCUUGAUCCCAACUAUCAGGCACAAAAGUUUGAGCUUGGAACAGCACUCUAUAUUGGGUGGGGCGGGUCUGUUCUUCUCAUAGCUGGCGGACUGAUUUUCUGCAUAUUUGGCGGAAAGGAGGGCUGUCACUCAAGAUCAUUGACUAAGGAGAGUCUGGCAUAUUCACCUGAAGUAACAGGGCCGAGCAAACCAGCAAAGGAUUCAUCUUCACGUCGUCCUCAGAUUGAAAGCAAGAGGUCUGGGCACACAAGAAGUAAAGGCUAUAAGAAGGAGUAUGUUUAGCUUUUUGCCGUGUUAACUUUCCUUUUCUGGUUGGAUAUGGGGACAAAACGUUAUAUACUGCAUGCACCUACAGUUAAGAGUUUAUUAUAAAAUUACGGUGGCUGAGCAAAUGCAAAACAAAAUAACAAAUCCAAAAACACAAGGAGAAUCCAGACAAAGCGAAAAAGGUAGGUAUAGUUUGCAAAUGGAAUUCUUACCCGUGAUUGUACAGGACAUCUGUCAAUCAGGAUAUACAAGGAAAUUCUGUAUCUAACUUUAUUUCUUGUAUAUGUGUGGGGUUGUGCCUUCACUUUAAACCAUUUUUUUUGACAGUGCAACUUUAAAUCUUUUAAAGAAAAUAACAAACAUAUAUAUUUCUACUUAUAAGAAAAUGGAAUUCAUUCAGUGCUACUUUGAGGAAGGACGUUCAUAUGGCAUAAUUUUAGAUAUACUGAUAGCGUAUUAUGGCAUAAAGAUUAGUUUGCGAUCUCUUAAAAACACACCAGGUAUGUUUGGAAGAACAAACUAUUCCAGAUUAAAGGAUGUAAGGAGCACUAUAAGCGCAGAGCUGUGUUCAUACACACACCAAUCCACUUUCUACUGCUGCAGCCUGCUGGACUUCCUGUAUAUCCUGAGUGACUGAUGUUUCUUUCAAUCAGUGGUAAGAAUUCCAACUAUACCUUUUCAGGUUUGUCUAAAUUGUUGUUGUGUUUUUGGAUUUAUUAUUUUGUUUCUGUUUUUUUUAUUGCGUUUUUUGAUUGGUUGUUUUGCACUUCUUGGCCACCGUAUCAAAUUGAUAAGAAAAAAUUAUUUUAGCAAGUAGUCAUGAAACUGAUUUUCUCAAAGUGAAAACAUGCAGCACCGCACCAAAUGAUGCAUUACUGGUCAAAAGCAUGAACUUCUACAAUUAUCAGAUCAUAUCUCUAAAUUUUGCAAUCCAACUGCUCUCAAAGCAAAUAACAUGCAUUUGCUAACAGGUACAAUUUAGUUUAUACACUACUCACAAAAAGUUCAGGAUAUUCAGCUUUCGGUUGAAAUUUCAGGAUGCACCUAAAAUGCACUAUAACCUUUACAGGUGAACUUAAUUUGACCUUUUCUACACUUUUGAAUGCACAUGUCCAACUGUUCAGUGUUUCAGUACUUUUUGCAUAACUUGCUGUUCUCUAACAAGGUGCUUGAUGGCAAAAUUCACAACUGGUGUUUGAUCCAUGAAUCGACCAAUAAAUUUUCUGGUUCAAUUAGAAUUGGUAUUUAAACAGUUCUCUUCAUCGUGCUGUUCACAUUUUGACAUCAUGAGACCAAGACAACACCUAACUAUUGAUCAACAGUACCUCGCCAUUGCAAGGCUUCAAACAGGAUGUUCUCAGAGGGAAGUGGCCACUGAGCUUAGAGUGUCACAGAGUGUCAUCAGCAGGUUGUGACAGAGAUACAGAGAGACUGGAAGAGUCACAGAAAGGCAUAGAAGUGGACAUCCUUUGGCCACAUCCCACAUUGAUGACCGCUUCAUUGUGAACAGUGCCCUGCGGAACCGGAUGAUGAAUGCCACUCAACUCCAGGCACAUUUAAGGGAGGUGAGAGGCACCCAAGUGUCACGUCAGACCAUUCAAAACCGUUUACAUCAGCGUGGUCUGCAUGCUAGACGACCUGCAAGGUUACCUGACCACACCACCAGGCACAGGCAUCAUCGUCUUGCAUGGGCAGACAAUAAGUCGACUCGUGAACAGCAUGAGACGUCGUUGUCAAGCUGUAAUUGAUGGUCAAGGGCACAUGACAAAUUAUUGAGACACUGACAUUUUUUGUUGUGGUAUACCCACCACUGUUGUUGGCUUUUGUUUCAGUAAAUUGUUUGAGAUGAGGAAAUCACCAUGCUUCUACUUAAAUGCCCUACUUUCAUGAUAUAAUAUCACUGUAGUGUGAACUUUUUACAUUUUCCAUAAAUUUCACCCAAAAGCCAAAUAUCCUUAACUUUUUGUGAGUAGUGUAUGUUGUUAGGCCAGAAGUGUAAUUUAAUUGGAAAUAACCUAUGCAAUUUAUUUGUAACCAGCUUCUCCAUAGGUGCACACGUUCUACACUAACAUUUUACAAUAAAGCUUUAUUUUUGUGAAUAAUAGUGAUGCUGUGUGGGCUAAUGUCAUGAAUCAAGCAGUGGAGGAAAAGAAGAAAGUUUUUGAUUUCUACUCAGCUGUUUUACAAAGACGUCUUAAAUGUUCAAACUGUUUGAUCUGCUGGUACAAUUAAGAUAAUGAUGACAUUGAUAUAACAUUAUACAGUAUAUGCUGUUCAAUAUCAAAAUUUGCGUUCAAUGAACCUACAUUGAACUGCUUGUCCAAAUUCUACUAAAUGGAAGGUUGCUUUAUAAAAAAUAGACUUCAUAGACUAAUUCAUUUGUGUCUAUGUUUAUAACAAGUGUUUGACACUUUUGGAUUUCUGUGUGUAGAGCAGGGGUCUCCAACACAUCACUUCUGGGUAGCUCGCCUAAAGUUUCAUAGAAUAUAUACAAAAUUGAUCAAAUCAACUCAUUAAACCUGUUUAAAUUCCAUCCCAAUCAAACUCACAGACACCCCGCCCCUUUCUGGUGUUGUACCGAAAUCUGACUCCCCAGACAAACGCAUGCACAUCACGCAGUGACUGCAGAUCAUGAGAAAAUUAAGUCGUGAUCAUGAGGAAACAAAAAUGUAAAAAAUAUAAUAAUGCAUGGUCUCUUAGAACUUCCUAAAACAGACUCAAAUUAAAUUUUAAUAACAAUUGCAGUUACAUAAAUAACAUUAAAACAAUAAAAAAUGUUUUAUCUUAAUUAUACAAUUAUACUUUAUACUGUAUAUUACAAUUAUACUUUUAAUUAUGAAACCCAUUUUUAAUUAAACAACUUUCAAUGUGUAUAUGUACACAAAAAAAUAACAAGAACAAAUUUUUUCCCAUAUUUUCCCCACUACACAACACAUAACUUGGUACAAACUAAAAUCAUUAGACAAAGUUGCUGGUGUCUGCCUAGGUAAUGCAGUGUGUUUGUUCCUCUUUCCUUCUGAUAGUAAUGUGUAUGCUAUGCUCUAGAUCAGAGGAAUUAAGGUUAUAAGAUAACAAGAUACUUGUUUUUCUUAUGUCAAGUUUCACACAUAGGCCUCAGUUCAGUAUUCAUCUUUGAAUCACAUUGUCAACUAAUAUGAAAUGGAUAUUUGUCAGUGGAUCAUAUCAGGUCAUCUCAAUCCACAAAGUCAUUUUUUUAAGCAUUCACCACAUCUACAGACAAGGCUGCCAUGGACACACACACACACACAAGCUAGAACUAGAACUAGGGUCAUGUUUACAGUUGCAGAGAUUCUGAGCACAGCCAACACAAACAAGAAGCCAAGUGAUAUCACAAGCACCUGAGUGAAGGACAAGACUAGUACAACAGAAUACAGAAAUUCCAUCACAUCAGAUAUUUCCAAGACAUUUUGGAGAGUCAGUACUGAAGGAGAACUGAAAAUCUGAGGUAAGGUAAUUGAGCCAGCCACCUCCAUCCGAAUAUCUGUAAAAGCUACUGGCAAACAGUAGCAAAGUACUUCAUAAAAAAAAUCAUAAAAUGGAUUGUAAAAUGUUUAUGCUCUGCUUAGGCAAAAACACGUGGUUUUAAUGAGAGGUCUAAACAUUAACAAUAGCCGAUACCUAAUUUUAUGCAAAACCUAUGUCAACAGUCAAGUCAGGAGGCUUUUAUUAUCAUUUUGACCAUAUUUAGCUGACGCAGUACACAGUGAAAUGAAACAACAUUCCCCCAGGACCCCAGUGCUACAUAAAGACAGAGCUAUAACACAGAAGACAACACAGAACUAAGGGCUAAAGAGUAAAAAAAAAAAAAAACUAUCAACAUGAAGUGCGUGUGUGCAGCCUUGUGCAAACAGUGCAUGUCAAAAAACAGUCCAGGACAAGAGACAGUA
Messenger RNA from Hemibagrus wyckioides, 4762 nucleotides. RefSeq names its product claudin 10c (gene cldn10c). The transcript has 5 exons. Gene Ontology annotation, cellular component: bicellular tight junction; plasma membrane. NCBI's taxonomy places the organism in Eukaryota, Metazoa, Chordata, Actinopteri, Siluriformes, Bagridae. The coding region runs from base 138 to 869 and encodes 243 amino acids. The record is from RefSeq and is a predicted model, not a curated record. Gene Ontology annotation, molecular function: structural molecule activity. Gene Ontology annotation, biological process: cell adhesion; bicellular tight junction assembly.